Messenger RNA from Chenopodium quinoa (quinoa), 2140 nucleotides. RefSeq lists its product as uncharacterized. The transcript is spliced from 4 exons. The coding region runs from base 691 to 2025 and encodes 444 amino acids. Lineage: Eukaryota; Viridiplantae; Streptophyta; Magnoliopsida; Caryophyllales; Amaranthaceae. The record is from RefSeq and is a predicted model, not a curated record.
UUAAAAAAAUAAUAAAAGGGCAAGGAUCUGUUAAUGAUAUUUAUUUGUUGAACUCUAUUAAUGUCAAGUAUGAAAAUAAAAAUAGACAAUUAUGGGAUGGAAAUAAUAAUGUAAUUAUUUUAAUUUUGAAGCAACGUCAUUUCCAUCUUAGAUAUUUUUUACGGAAAUAAUUUAUUAUUAUAUUGUUAAGAAAACAUCAGUUUAAUUAAAAAGCCUUCUUAGCUCAGUGGUAGAGCGCGUGGCUUUUAACCACGUGGUCGUGGGUUCGAUCCCCACAGACGGCGUUUAAUUUAAUUUUUGUUUGUUUUUUUAAUUUUUUUUAUGAAGCGAUUAAUUUUAAUUUAAUUAAUUUUUUGAAGAAAAAAUUAAUUAAUUUUUUAAAGGAAGUACUAGGUUACGUACUUGAAGAACUCUUGGAGCAGUCAGCAGGGUUGAACUGCUUCUAGUUUUUUUAAUCUUAUCUUUCACAACUAUAUUAGCUUACUUUAAAAUAAAAAAAAAAAUAAAAAAUCAAAUCUAAGAAAAAAACAAUAUGGCGUUCAGAUGCGAAAUUAGAAGCGUCGAAGGAUUAUUUGAGAUUGAUUAUUAUUAAUUUCAUUGAUUUGCUGUUCUGAUCGAUUUUUGUAUCUUCAAUAGUUUAUCAUUGGACCUCAAAUUCACCACAAUCAGAGGCUGGAAUGGACGAAAGCCAUGGAAGGAGAAGAUGAUCAACAGAAUGAUAACAGUAAGCAUAUAGGGCUCCCUGUUGAUGUAAUUGAAUUUAUCAUUUCGUCCUUUGUAAAGCGUUUUUCCAUGAGGUAUGCUAUCAGACUGAGUGCUGUUUGCAAACAUUGGCUUGAUAUUGUGAGCUUGGAAACACCUGAUGAACCACCAUGGAUUACAGUCGAAUCGUUUUUGGAUUGUGAUUACAAACUUUGGCUCGAUAUUGUGAACUCGGAAACAUUUGAUGAAUCACCAUGGAUUACAGCCAAAUCGUUUUUGGAUUCUGACAAAGAAAACAAAUAUAUUACUUGCUUGAAUUUGUGGGGCAAUGAAGAUUCAAUGGAUCAGGCCACUUACAGACUGCCUGGUUUCUCUAUGGCUAUGACUCCAGCUAGUGAACGUAGUAGUAUCAUCUUAGCAUCUUCACAAGGCGGUUGGCUAAUAUUUGGUUGUUAUUGUCACCGUUAUCCCAGAAAAGUUUCCCCAAGAGUUGAUGAGCCUCUUAGCCUUUACAACCCGUUUCUCAACAUCUACUUUGAUUUACUCAUGUAUUCACCACCAAGAUCGACUUGUUGCAGGCACAUUGAAGGUAUCAAGGCAUUUUCAGUCUUCUCUUAUAAUCUUUACCCCGGCAAUUACUUUGUCGUGAUAUCCAGAAUCUGCAAUCUAUCGUUGUGUAGGCUUGAUGGACAAGGCAAGUGGUUUUAUUACCAUAAUAAACGUCAUUUACCUUAUUGCGAUUUAUUGUUUCACCGAGAGGAACAAUGCUUAUAUGCUUCAGACCAGAGAGGAGUUGAUAUAUUCACAGUAGAGUGUGAUUAUGAAAGUGAUUGUGGUAGUAGCCAGGCAUUCCGUCUAACUGCUGUAUCUUUUGUGCAGAUUACAUUUAAUGUGCUUGAUGAUAAGCUUGUUUCGACACAUUUGGUAAAACUGUGUGGAUAUAUUAUAGUUGUGACCAAAGCAUCUGAUAAGGCGGGUAGUCGAAAAGAUCCAGACUGGACGGUGGAGGUUUAUAAGUUUGGGAAUAAGGAUAAGUGUUUGAGUCGAGUAAGUUCCAUUGGAGAACAUGCAUUGUUCUUGGCUGACGCAGGAAGUGCUUCCUUUUGUGUUUCAGCUAGAUAUUUUCCUAAAGUGCAGCAAAACUGCAUCUACUUUCACCAUUACUUUCUUGGUUGUAUCACUACCGUUUCAUUGGAAGACGGGGCAAUCAAUCGUACUUGUUACCGUUACAUGGGUUUGCUUCCCUCUAACCUUUCUGCGGCAGCCAGCAGGUUUAUCUCACCUCCUUAUCUAAACUCAAGGCAAUUCUUCUCAAUAAAAUGAACAACCUAAGUUAGAGAAUAGCAAAAAAACCAUGUUUAGUUCAUCUGAUUUGAUUGAACUUUGAUCUUAUUUGUACACAAAUUCUUAAAUUGAAAUGUCAUUAGAUUUGAAUUAA